Molecule: messenger RNA, 3925 nt
Organism: Taeniopygia guttata (zebra finch)
Lineage: Eukaryota; Metazoa; Chordata; Aves; Passeriformes; Estrildidae
Gene: PI4KB
Product: phosphatidylinositol 4-kinase beta
Biological process (GO): phosphatidylinositol phosphate biosynthetic process; phosphatidylinositol-mediated signaling
Cellular component (GO): cytoplasm; membrane
Molecular function (GO): 1-phosphatidylinositol 4-kinase activity
Source: RefSeq, a predicted model, not a curated record
CCGCCGCGGCCUCUCCGCCCGCUCAGCCCGCUGGUUCCGCGGCCGCUCCGUGUCCGGCCUCGCCUCCUCCUCCUCCUCCUCCGGUUCCCUCCGCGGCCUUCGUGGCGCAGCAGCCGGGACGGGGGUGGCCUUUUCCCCCGGCGGAGGUUUUCUUUUUUUUUGGGGGGUGAUUUCGGGGCGUUUUUCCGCCUUUCCCCGCCGCAGCCGCCGGUGCCCGGGAUGAGCCGCCCGCGGCGGCCGCAGGGCCGCGCUCGCCGAGCGGAGCCGCGCGGGAUGGGGUCGCUGCUGCAGCUCUGAGCCGCGCCGCCCCUCUUCCAGCAUGGGCGACUCUCCGGUUGGGAAGAGCCCCCCGGAGCCGGGGAAUUCCCAAGGGAGCGGCGGGAGCGGCUCUUCCCUGAGCGUCAUCUCGGAGGGCGUGGGCGAGCUGGCCCUCAUCGACGCCGAGGUGGCCAAGAAGGCCUGUGAGGAGGUCCUGGAGAAGGUCAAGCAGCUCCACGGCGUUCCCGACGCCGUUCCCAACGGGGAGAGCUGCCCCAUCCGCUGCCUGGACGACCCGCCCGGCUCGCGGAUCCAGGAGGAAGAGGAGGAGAGCUCCGGCGCGGCGAGGACGGCGCGGAAGCGGCAGAACCAGGCCAAGCAGUCGUGGCUGCUGCGCCUCUUCGAGUCCAAGCUCUUCGACAUCUCCAUGGCCAUCUCCUACCUGUACAACUCCAAGGAGCCCGGCGUGCAGGCCUACAUCGGGAACCGCCUCUUCUGCUUCCGCGACGACGAGGUGGAUUUCUACCUGCCGCAGCUGCUCAACAUGUACAUCCACAUGGACGAGGACGUGGGCGAUGCCAUCAAGCCCUACAUCGUGCACCGCUGCCGCCAGAGCAUCGACUUCUCGCUGCGCUGCGCGCUGCUGCUGGGCGCCUACUCCUCGGACAUGCACAUCUCCACGCAGCGGCACUCCCGCGGCACCAAGCUGCGCCGCCUGAUCCUCUCGGACGAGCUGAAGCCGGCGGGCAGGAGGAGGGAGCUGGCGGGCGCCGACACGGGGCUCUCGCCCUCCAAGCGGACUCACCAGAGGUCCAAGUCGGACGCCACAGUGUCCAUCAGCCUCAGCAGCAACCUGAAGCGCACGGCCAGCAACCCCAAGGUGGAGAGCGAGGAGGAGGAAUUCUCCUCGAGUACGGAAAGCCUGGAUAAAUCCCUGGCUCCCCCGGCGCGGCUGGCCCCGGAGCGCGAGUUCAUCAAGUCGCUGAUGGCCAUCGGCCGGCGCCUGGCCACGCUGCCCACCAAGGAGCAGAAGACGCAGCGCCUGAUCUCGGAGCUGUCCCUGCUCAACCACAAGCUGCCCGCGCGCGCCUGGCUGCCCACCGCCGCCUUCCCGCACCACGUGGUGCGCGUGCCCCACUCCCAGGCCGUGGUGCUCAACUCCAAGGACAAGGCUCCCUACCUGAUCUACGUGGAAGUCCUGGAAUGCGACAACUUCGACACGGCGAGCGUCCCGGCGCGCAUCCCGGAGAACCGCAUCCGCAGCACGCGCUCGGCCGAGAACCUUCCGGAAUGCGGGAUGGGCCCGGAGCAGCGCGCCGGCAGCUUCAGCACCGUCCCCAACUACGACAACGACGACGAGGCCUGGUCCGUGGAUGACAUCGUGGAGCUCCAGGUGGAGCUCCCGGAGAUGCACACCAACAGCUGUGACAACAUCUCCCAGUUUUCUGUGGAUUCCAUCACCAGCCAGGAGAGCCGGGAGCCCGUCUUCAUCGCCGCUGGAGACAUCCGGCGGCGGCUGUCGGAGCAGCUGGCCCACACGCCCACGGCGUUCCGCAGGGACCCCGAGGAUCCGUCGGCCGUGGCCCUCAAGGAGCCCUGGCAGGAGAAAGUCAGGAGAAUCCGGGAAGCCUCUCCCUACGGGCACCUGCCCUCCUGGCGCCUCCUCUCCGUCAUCGUCAAGUGCGGCGACGACCUGCGGCAGGAGCUGCUGGCGUUCCAGGUGCUCAAACAGCUCCAGUCCAUCUGGGAGCAGGAGCGCGUGCCGCUGUGGGUGCGGCCCUACAAGAUCCUGGUGGUGUCGGCGGACAGCGGGAUGAUCGAGCCAGUGCUCAGCGCCGUCUCCCUGCACCAGAUCAAGAAGCAGUCGCAGCUGGCGCUGCAGGAUUAUUUCCUGCAGGAGCACGGCAGCGCCAACAGCGAGAGCUUCCUGUCGGCGCAGCGCAACUUCGUCCGCAGCUGCGCCGGCUACUGCCUGGUCUGCUACCUGCUGCAGGUCAAGGACAGGCACAAUGGGAACAUCCUGCUGGACGCCGAGGGCCACAUCAUCCACAUCGACUUUGGCUUCAUCCUGUCCAGCUCUCCCCGGAACCUCGGCUUCGAGACCUCGGCCUUCAAACUCACCUCCGAGUUCGUGGAUGUGAUGGGCGGCCUGGACGGGGACAUGUUCAACUACUACAAGAUGCUGAUGCUGCAGGGGCUGAUUGCGGCCCGCAAGCACAUGGACCGCGUGGUGCAGAUCGUGGAGAUCAUGCAGCAAGGCUCCCAGCUGCCCUGCUUCCACGGCUCCUCCACCAUCCGGCACCUCAAGGAGCGUUUCCACAUGAACCUGACGGAGGAGCAGCUGCAGCUGUUGGUGGAGCAGAUGGUGGACGGUUCCAUGCGCUCCAUCACCACCAAACUCUACGACGGCUUCCAGUACCUCACCAACGGCAUCAUGUGAAAUUCCAGGAGAAGAACAAAAAUCCACAUGGAAAAAAAUUCCCGGAAAAAAAACAAACAAAAAAAUUUCCUUCCCCCCCGCCCCCCGCUGCCAGGAGGAAACGGGAGAAUUCCGAAAUUCCCGUUUUUGUUCCCUCCCCGGAAAGCAACCUCGGGGCUGAGGUUGGGACUCUGCUGGAGAAAUGGGACAGAAUUCCAUGGAAAAGCCGGGAAAAGCGGCGGGAAGAGCGGGAAGGGAAAUCCCGAUGGGAGCGGGGCAGCUCCCCCUUCCCUCUGCUUGGAAUUCCCUGGAAUUUGCCCCCCAGUCCCAUGGAAUGUGUGGGAUGGGAGGGGGGAGGUGUCUCCUGAAGGUUGGGAAUCCCAAAAGCCUGAAAUUCCUGGAAUUCCCGGCCCGGGGGGUCCUUCCCUCUCCUGGGACACGCAGGGAUGGCUGGGGGGGGAUUCCAGGUGAGAUUCCCAGCCGGAAUUCCCAGGCGGGAUUCCGAGUGAAAAUUCCAGGUGGGGAAUUCCCGGUGGGAGUCCCCCUGUUGUCCCUCCCCCUUUCCCAGGGAAUUCCUGCCGGGAAUGUCGGGCUGGAGUGUUGGACACGAGGUGGGGGUGGUUUGGGGGCCUUGUCCCGACCCCAAAUCCCAAAUCGGGGAGGAUCCGGAGCUUCCCAGGGAAGGAAAAUUUCCUGGGAUUUUCCCUCCCCCUUCCCCCGGCCUGGCCUGUGGGGACACGUGGGGUGUCCCCAGUGUCCCCCCCUUGUCCCCAAUGUCCCCACAAUGUCCCCUCGGUGUCCCUCCUUUGUGUCCCCCCAAUGUCCCCUCAGUGUCCCCGCAGUGUCCCCCUGUCCCUGUGCCCCCCCCCCCCGUGUCCCCUCAAUGUCCCCCCUUUUUUUUUUCUUUUUUUCUUUUUUUCCCCCCCAUUUUUAGUGUAAAAAAAAAAAACAACCCAAAUUUGGAUGUUCAACCCCCCGGGGAGGGGGCAGGGGGCUCUGGGGACACCGUGAGGGGACAGAGGGGGGACCCCGACCCUUCCCAAGCCCCUUUUUUGGGGGGCAGGACCAAAAUUUGGGGAUGCAGCCGGAGCCCUCAGCCCCUCCCCCCCUCCCCAUUCCCAUUCCUGGGAGCUUUUCCUGGGAAAAGCAAAAUCCCGGGAGGAGCCGAGGCCGGGCACAGAGGGUGAAACCACUGGAGUUUAAUGGAGUCGAUUCCUACAGAAUAAAGAAUUCCUGAGAGCCUCUCGA